Messenger RNA from Cynoglossus semilaevis (tongue sole), 3587 nucleotides. RefSeq names its product rho family-interacting cell polarization regulator 1-like. NCBI's taxonomy places the organism in Eukaryota, Metazoa, Chordata, Actinopteri, Pleuronectiformes, Cynoglossidae. The transcript is spliced from 17 exons. The record is from RefSeq and is a predicted model, not a curated record. The coding region runs from base 1525 to 3516 and encodes 663 amino acids.
AAUCACACUAAUUUAAAUUAAUGCUCAUUUAAAUAAAGUAAACCUUGCGUAUAGGCCUGAGUCGUUUCUAAACUUUGGGAAGAAAUAUAAUUUAAUCGAUGAUCUGUUCACGGUUAAAUACUUUAUGGGGAAGGUGAAUUGCAUCAGUCCGUUUUUUCCCCAACUGCAACGUCCUGUUUUAGAGGAAAUUGUGAAUCUCUAAAAAAGGAAAAAGAAAAAACAGCGCCACAUGCUGUCUUCACCUCUUGUACCCCGCUCACUAACUGGUCCUGCUCAAAGUCGGACACUCCAGCAGCCUGAGACAAACACAUUUUACAGUGAACCUCCAUGUUUGACCACUGAUCCUCUGCUAUAACUGAGGCUGUAAAGGAGCAAGACACCACAGACGUGUCUCCUGCUUUUAGUCCUUGGGAAACAUGGAGUCUUUCUGUGACUACUGCUGCUGUUUUUUCCGCUGCUUCAUCACAGCGGCGUCGCCAGCACAGCAUAAGGAGCAACGGUCUGACAACACAGUGACAGAGUGAAGAAGGGGACAUCCCUGUCACCACUGUAACAACACAUCCGUGACUUCCGGAUACAACAUCUACAUUUCAAAAUAAAACGUAUAACAUAAACGUGUGUUGAAAAUCGCAGUUCAUUUCAUUUCGUUAAGCCAUUGGCGGUCCUAGACUAUUGGGCGCCCUGAGCCAAAUGGCCGCCACCCAACUGCAUCAGCUUCCAUUCUGACGAAAUCAAAAGUUUAAGCCUCGGUGGCAUAGUCAACAAUAUUCAACAUUCAUCUUAAAAAAAUGUGACUUUCUGUGACUAAACAUAUAACAAGAAAUCUAAAUUGGACUUAUACUAUUAUACUUAAUGUGAGGGAAAUCAUCCAAACAAACUGCAUCACUUCUAAAACAAAGAAACAUUUAAUUGUUAUUUUACUAUUUACGAAAGAAACUCACAAUCUCUUCUGAACCCAAAUACAAAUUGUGCUCUGCACACAAGAAAGCCCACUCUGCUAACCAUGCUGCUGCACACUUUUCUUUGUAUUGUAUUCACAGAGUAAUCUCAUCUCAGCAAAAUUGCCCGACCACCCUAAGCAUUUGGUUUUUAAUGCUUAUAUAUUUUCAUCCCACAAAUGUAUCAAAACUUACAAAAGAAAGGGACACCACUACGUUCUUGUCGAUGAAGUUGUUGCCUAAUAGUCCUUUGUUUUUCGACCGCCUUUGUGAUGCUUUAUUCUGAAAAUGCUAACCGGAUGUUAUGAGUUUUAACUUGAGACCUUUUGACUGUGGACAAAAAAACUGCGAAAUCCUGGAGAAGGACAGCGCCCAGAAGAAGACAAACCUUUGCUGGGGCUGGGAAUGGGAACGCGGUGUAUCUGUGCCGAUCUCUGGAGUGUGAAACUAAGGACAUGUCUGUAGGUUUGUUGAGACCACAGUGUGACACUCAGCCUUCCAAGCAUGCUACAAUAGUGACAAUAGCUCUGUGUUCCACAGCACUUUGCACUUAAUCUAAGACAAACGUGCCUUGUAAGGAAGCAGGAUGUUCACGGGAUCCACCAAACUGCCACCCACUAAAACUCCCCAGCCCGAGCGGCUGGAUGAAGUCUAUGCCGCCUUGCGUAGGGGCUUACAGUCGUACCUGCAGGUCCAUCAACUAGAGCUGGACAGUCUGGGUCAGCAGAUCAAAGAAAACAAGAGGAACGGUCGUUUGGGCUCACUGUAUGAGCAGGAUAAGCAAGUGAAAGCCAUUGAGAGAUUUAUGCGCCGCUUGGAAUUCCACCUCAGCAAGGUUGAAGAGCUAUACGAUGCCUAUUGUAUACAGCGGCGGCUGCGUGAUGGAGCCAGUAAAAUGGUGGCGGCUUUUAACUCAGCCACUGGCAGCAGGGAGGCAAGAGAGAGUCUGAGUGAAGCCAACAAGGGCUUCAAAGAAUGUACAGAGCACAUGUGCUCACUUGAGAGUGACAUAGAAAGCCAGAUGGGAGAAUUUCAUGUGAAGAUGAAGGGUCUUGCUGGUUUUGCUCGGCUCUGUGCUGGUGACCAAUACGAGGUACUAAUGCGUUAUGGACGUCAGCGCUGGAGGUUACGUGGUCGUGUGGAAGUCAGCAAUAAGCAGAUAUGGGAUAGUGAAGAGUAUAUUUUUCUGCCCCUCGUCACUGAGCUGCUGUCCAUCAAGGUGACGGAGCUGAAGAGCUUGGCUAAUCAUGUGGUGGUGGGCAGCGUCUCCUGCGAAAUGCUUGACCUGUUCUGCCCACUUCCCCAGACACUUGCUGUAGACAUCAACGAUCUUGGGACAGUAAAACUAAACCUGGAAGUCACCUGGAGUCCAUUUGACAAAGAUGACCAGACAUCAUCUACCAGCACGGUUUCGAAGCGACUACUGUCCAAUCAGAGCCCUCCUGACACACCCUCAAUGCGGGAGCAGGUCUUUUAUUCUCUGCUGAAGCGGCAGGGGGAAAUGGACAACGGCACAGUUUGGUCCAACUCCUCUGAAUCUUCCGACGACUCCUCCAGUCCUGCUCUGGCUCAUCAUGCACAGAAGCUCACGGCCUCCCACGUGCUGCAAACCACUCACGCUGGUCAGCUGUCCUUGACGCCACACAAGUCCAGUGCCUCAACGCCAUCACUCUCCUCAAAUCAGGAGGAGGAAGAGACAGAAAGUGGCGAGGUCUUCACUCAUACAGAUGCAGUGCCCAACGGCUACCUGCAGACUUCCUGCUCUCACAGCAGCCCAGACUGCACUGGGACUGACAGGGUGUCUCUACGGUCUGCUGACCUCUCAGAUGCCUCAGUAGAUCUGAGCAGCUCUUGUCCUGACGUCUCAUCGGUGCCUCCUGUGUGUGUUUUGGAGACUGCAGAUGUGUCUGACAGUGGCAUGACACAGGUGUGUGUCACAGCAGAAGAAGUAAAGGCAGAUGUAAGCCAGGACACAUCUUUACAGGCUGAAGCAGAGACAGAGGACAGAACCACUGACAGUCAGUCACACAAGUCCACCCUGGACCUAAGUCAAUCAGAAGACAGUCAAACAGUUCCUUUUCCAACAUCCUCCAGUUUCAUUCAGGAGGUAGAGACAGCACUUGAAAGUUUUGAUUUUCUCAACUACUCUGAUGUUGAUGAGGAAGAAGAGGAAGAAAUAGUAAAAGACGAGGAUAAAAAGCAUUGUGAACAAGAUGAGAAAGAAGGAGAGGAAGACAGAAAUGGACAACAUAAGGAAGUUGAACACAAAGUGGAGGAAGAAGAAGGAGAAGAGAAGGAUGAAAGCAAUUUCUACUCUGGAGAAAGUGAUGGUGAGGAAGAAAAUCACCUUGAGAUCCUUAUGGAAGCACCAGAAGGAUUUAGGAAUUCAGACGAAGAUGGUUUCUCUGAUUCACAGGAGUCUGUUGUUGAUGAUGUGCAGGACUUAACGUUGGAAAUGCCCUGUGUUGAAGAGGAAGCCAGUGGGGGAAAAGGAGACAAAGAACAUGGAGAGGACACGUCACAUGAUCAGGAGGAACGUCCCUCUACCCCCACUGAUUUGGUCACGUCACUUAUCUAAUGACACAGUGAAACCACUUCUAAACAUUUUCUCCCACCCAGACCGACUUGUCUUGUCCUCCUCCUCCUUCC